CCUCGGUUUGUAAAAGAAUUAGAAGUGAAAGAAUAUCCUAACAAAACUCAUUUAUCACACAGGGAACUUUAGAAAAGAAUAAACCGGCCACACGGGGUCGCUGAUAAACCUCCCGAGAGCGCAGCGUCACUGCGCAGCGGCUGUUUGUGUUCCUCCCCUCGAGAGGUGCGUGUCUCUGUUUGUGUGUGUCUCUGUCAGUGUGUGUGUUUAUGGAGGGAGAGACUCGACGCAGUUAGAUUUCGCUCGUGAGCUAACCAGCGACAUGGAGGCGCGAACCAGAGCCGGCUCCGUGAGGACAAGGCACCAUGACUUCUGACCUAAUCCCUGUCCGUGCGUAAAAGAUGCGUCUUGGCACCGCGCUGGCGUUUAUCAGCGCCCUGAUGUUUCCUCUGCAUCUGGAAUGUACCACGACGUGUCAGAAGGGAAAUGGAAAUGGUGAUUAUGUUGAGGGACACUGCCCUGCCACACUGACCCCGGUGGCUCCGUCCCCUUCCCAGAGCCGAGGGAAGAUGUACUCUGAAUGUGUGACCCUCCGUGUUUGGAUGAAGGCUGAUGACUUAAGCCAGGCCCGGAUUGAGAUUCUCUCACCACGUAAUGUAAAGGAGGUCAUCCGACCCAUGAAGACACGGAAACACAAACCCAAGUGCGACAAUAAAGAAAAAGGCGAAACCAAAGUCUGCUGUGUUCGAGGAGAACAUGCACAGAGCAAUACCAGUUUGACACUGUGGGAGCUUGUAUACGAUUGUGUGGAGGCCCAUGCAGGGAGGGUUGUGUCUGUGUCCUUCAGCACAAAGUCAACAAGCUGCAAUGUCAGCUACACGGUGCCAGAUCCAGUGCCACAGUUCGGUCUGACUGUGAAUCGGUCGGUGAAGUCCAUCACGGUGACGGUGGAGCAGGGAGAGGAGGUGCACACCAGGUGGUGCUACCAGAGUGGCGAGUGCAUGGCCGGGUCACUUUCACCACAGCUCACUAUUGAUCCGUCUCAGUCUCGAUCAGCUGUUCUUCACAUCCCCUACCUGCUGCCCUGCGUGUGCGUCCAGGUAUAUUACACACACACAGACGCCCGGCGAGAGAAACAGUGUCCUUUUCAAAACAAGGCCCUCGAUGAUGUGGAAGACGUGUGGCGCUCGUCUAAAGUCACCCUGUACGGGUCCGGUCUGAAUUGGAGCUCCGAGUGUCUCGUCAGCUCCAUGAACAUCUCCGCCCUCCUCUGCUGGAAGCAACACGAGCACCUGUGCACCCCCGUGCUCGACUCCACACUCCGAGGACACGAGGACGGACCGACCCUGAAGUAUAACACAUCCACCGUGGACAAACACCCUAGGAUGUGUGUGCGGUUUUCUCUACAAGGCAGCCAUAAUAUCUCUUGUCCUUUCCCGGCUGAUAUGUCCUCAUGGGAGGUGAACAUUGGAUCAGGCAAGCAGAGUGUGUUUGUAUAUCUCAGCUCUUCGGCUCCAGCAACGUUCUCGAUUCAGUUCUGUGUCAUUAACGAGACGGGAUGUUCCCCCCUUGGCCCGGAGCACACACUAAGAAUGGAGGGGGGGACUGCAGAGACCAAGAUAGAACUGCCUCCUCACCUUCUCGUGCAGGCGCCGUGUGUCCAGGUGUGGCAGUCACAUCCUGCUCUUCACGGAAGAAGAAUUCUGUGCCCAGACUACGUGCGCAGUAGAGCUGGCCUGUAUGUGAUGGCAGCUCUGAUACUCGUGUUUAUUUUUGCUUUGUUGGGAUUUUUCAUCCAUCGUCUCACGAGAAGCGGAGCUGCAGGCUGGCUCUGGAUCCAGAAGGAAGUGCUGCUGGUGUGCUCAUCCGAGCAGUCAGCCCACGUCUCUGCUGUAUGUGCGUUAGCCUCAGUUCUGCAGGGGGAGCUAAAGGCCACCGUGCACAUGGCUCUGUGGGCCACACAGACCGAGGCCAGGACCGGAGUGGCCGAUGUGGGUCCUCUCCCCUGGCUGUACGGCCAGUGGGAAAGCAUGCGCAAGGCUCAAGGAAGAGUGCUAAUUAUCUGGAGCCCCGACGCAAAGACCACCUAUGAGAAAUGGAAGGGGAGAGAAAACAUGGAUAAGAACGAGAUAAAGAAAGAAAAAGGAGCAGAUGUGCAGGAGGAUUAUGAAAUAAAUGGGAGAAGACUGGGAAAAAGCAAAAAGAAGAAGGAGAGAGCUGCAAGAAAAGAAGAUUGUGUAAAAGACUUAUACCCACAGAGGGAAGCCUGCUCAGUGAUAGCCCCGGUGUUUGCAGGUGCUCUGGCCUGCCUGCAGGGGUCGCUGCAGCAGUGCAGAGGUCAAGGAGUUGCCAUUGUCUAUUUCCAGGGUUACUGCCAAAGAAGGGACAUCCCAAAAUCCCUCAGAGACGUCCCUCGGUACUGCUUACCCCAGGACUUCAGGGGUUUGAUACAGGAGCUGGGAGGGAUGCAGAGAGAGAGCAAAUCGAAGGGCCACUGUUGGCCCAGACUCUUUUCUAAAGUGCAGUCGAUAUGGCUGGCACGACAGCUGGCCCACCGGCUGCAGACACUGCUGCAGCGGACGCAAGGAGACAAAACGCAGACUGUCACAUCAUCGCAGAAAAAGACGUCAGAAAAGACACAAAACAGUUCCAAGGUGUCUCCGGCUGCCGACGUGGGGAGACAAGAAACUGCCCAAGAACAGGAGCCUCUUCAGGGGUCCCCUUGGACAGCAGAGAGGCUUUAAUCUCAAGUUCCAGGCGUCUUACGGGGACAGACUUUUGUUCUGCUGGACACACGAGACGUGCAUGAGAAACAGGAGCUGCCGUCCCCUCGGGAACACCUCAGGGCCCGUCACUCACUACAACAUUGUUAUCACUUGACACUGGCAGAUUUUUUUGCAUAUUGCGAAACGUUAAAUGCUCCAUCACGUCUCGUGCAGCCGGCCUCGGACAGAGACCCUUUAUGUUGCUUUCCAAAAUGAAAUGUGAGAAACGCCUCUCUCCUCUCAGCACUAUAUGGAAAUCUGUUUGCAAAUCAUACCUCUGGGUCUUCUAGAGCUUGUGGAUGAGGGAACAGAUGUCAAACUGUGUGACUUCUGUUAACAGGCACCUGCAGAUUUGCAUGUUCUGAACUUAUAUAAUGAGCGAAAGCCGUCCCAUUCAUUCCUGCUUGUACUGAGUCGUGUCUAAUUGAAGUCAUGUAUCAAAGCUUUUUAAACUAUUUAUUUUGUUACAUACUUUACCAUUACAGGUCUGUUACUAUUGCCUUCAGAGGGAUUUAUGUGGCGCUGUUUGUGAGCAGCCUGAUAAUUAAAUAUUUGAGCACAUGCUGGCUCCUUGUAUUCCAGCACAGAGGGUUAAUCAGGCACCUCGAUCAUUCAUAAAAACAUUGUUGAAAGAUAGGACAUGAAACAUAUGCGUUACCUCAAAGACUUGGCUGUCUGCAGAGAGAUACAGAGAAAACCCUCCCAUCAUUAUCUCUGCUGCUUAUCUUUUAAGGUCCAGUGUGUGAGAUUAAGGUGAAAGGGAUCUAUUGGCAGAAAUUGAAUUAAAAAUAAUCCAUGUGAUGUUUUCACUUGUGUGUUUCAUCUAAAUGAUACGAAUUGUUGUUGUUUUUUUACUGUAGAAUGGUCCCUUUUUUUUUUAUUCUUGAUAUUCACAUCAGGAGCGGGUCCUCUCUACAGAGGCAGUCAUGUUUGUUUUUUUACAGAAGCCUAAACUGGACAAACUAAACACCUUUUGAGUUUUUAUGACAAGAGAGGUGAGGGGUAUUCAGCUGCAACAUGCAACUUUUACCACUAUGUGUCACUGAAUUCUACACACUGAACCUUUAAGUGUCACAGAAGGCAACGAAUCACAGGGCAAACAUUCAGAGACAACAACCAUUCUCAACUUAGGUCAAUUGAAAAUCACUAAUUAAUUUUACCCCAAAGUUUGCAUGUCUACUGUCGGCAGAUAUGCAAACACAGAAAGUUCCCAGGAGUUGAACUUGCCUGGAUGCAAGCUCUGCACCUCCGUGCCACCCAGAGUAACAACAGUAUUAUUCAAAUAUUAUCAACGGAAAAUAUAACGUUCAGGCAUUCCCCGGAAAAACGUUAGAGCAAGAAACCCAUGAUGGGGAUACUCUCCCAGACGGGAGGCCUUCAUAGUUCAACGGCCCCUUGAAGAAAGAUUUGUUCAUCAUCAUUGAAUUCAAUUCUAAGUUUUAAGAGACUACCACUGUUGGCAUCUGUAUUAAAAAAAAAGAAGAAAUCUCUUAAUUAACAAACCGACUGAGACAAAAAGGUUUGUGUGUUCCUGAAUGUGAUUAUUCAGCAUGUGUCAUAUGACCUUUCCAUUUUUCACAACCUGAACCUGAAGUGCAGUGAAGACCUGCUCGACAGGAUUAAUCAGGAGGCGGAUUGUUUCUCAACUCCACACCAUGUCCUGAUCUCAGUGUUUGGAGAGACAGUUGUUUUCACAUGUCAGGACAGUGUCCUACUCUCAUGUGACACCUGCACACAUCUCACACCUUCACUAAACUCGCAGACACGAUGUAAACUCAAGGUGCUGAUUACACAGAGUGACAACGACAAUGACACAAUAUUAGUCGCACAAUGGGAAGAAAAAAAGAUUUUAUACAAAUAAAAGCUGCAGUUUUUCUUUGCCCAGGGA
This is a messenger RNA of Pleuronectes platessa (European plaice), 4593 nucleotides long. RefSeq lists its product as uncharacterized. Bases 342 to 2684 code for a protein of 780 amino acids. Gene Ontology annotation, molecular function: interleukin-17 receptor activity. The transcript has 17 exons. NCBI's taxonomy places the organism in Eukaryota, Metazoa, Chordata, Actinopteri, Pleuronectiformes, Pleuronectidae. The record is from RefSeq and is a predicted model, not a curated record.